CCAGGCAGUGAAGAGCAAGGCAGGUGCUCUGAAAGAUACAGGAACCAAAAAUCUCACAAAAAAUGUGGGAUGUGGCAAAGUGUUGAAAUUCAGUUAUAAUGCUGAAGAAUCAAAGUUAUUGGAGUAUUGUGUGGUAGCAUCAGUGAAAUCAAGAGAGGUAAUUUCCACCCUUUAAGAUAAUUUAGCAGCAGAAGAAGUCAUAAUGUCAGUGUAUCCUUUGGCUGGAAAUCUAGUUUUGAUGGAAGACAAAGACAAGGAUUUGCUAGAAAAAUUGAUUGAAGGAAAAAUUAACUGGAAGAAAGCUUGGUCUGAUCAUAUCAAGCGAUGGUCUCCAUUGGAUGGUGCUGGAGCUAGUAAAAAGCUUGUUUGGCUUCAAGUUGUCAAGCGAUGGGAUGAACAGUUGCAAGGAGAAGAUGGAACUUUGAAAGAUGCAGAUGAGGCACUGCCUGAGAAUUCAGCUGCAGUAAAUGGCCAUAUCAAGGCCGAUGCAUGGGCUGUGGACUCUUUGAAUGAGUUAAUUGAUUCAAAUUUGAAAUUGAAAUCUGAUGUGGAUGGGAAUGAAGCUGACUCUUCCAUUCCAUCUUUUAUGGCUGAUAAGGGGGCUUCUACGGUGGAGUUAGCAACUUAUGGGAUUCUCAAUUAUUGGUGCAUUCUUUUGCCCAACAGUAAAAUUGAACAUAGGAGCAAGACGAUUCAGAAAGAGUUGAAUAGGUUAAAAGCUAGAAAUUUGUAUUCUCUGGCUAAGAAAAAGGGUCUCCAAAUGAAGGGUUCAGAAGAGCAAAUUGUGCCACUUUUAGUGGAAUUAAUGGAGAGAGAUGAUGCAAUGGGGCUGCUUGGUGCAAGCAAUAAGGGCCUUUUAUGUUUUGGUGGUGGAGUGAAGAAUUGCUUGUUGUUGCCAGGUUAUCUUUCCUGGCUUAAGGUGUUGUUUAUAGGUGAGUCUGAAAAAGCGUGAAGGAUUGAUCAAAGCGUUUGUUUGGCUUGUGGGAAUUUUUUGUAUCAAAUUUGUUUGUUAUGAACUUUUGAUGUGUUGAGUUUUGUGUCCAUUAGCAGCUGUGAGCAUGUGUGUUUUGAACCCUUUCUUGUACUAGGUGGGUUUCUCUAGAAGCUGUUGUGUGACUUUGUGUUUUGAGUCUGUUUUGAGGGAAUGUGUGGUUAAGUUUGUUAGUCAGUUGAUUGUUGUGAUUUUUGUUGUGUUCGGGUUGAGUACCCCUUGUACUCAUAUUGAAUAAAUUUUAUUUUUGCUG
Messenger RNA from Rubroshorea leprosula, 1244 nucleotides. The record is from the annotation of a GenBank genome assembly. Lineage: Eukaryota; Viridiplantae; Streptophyta; Magnoliopsida; Malvales; Dipterocarpaceae.